AAUGGCAACCGGAAAAGGUGUGCGAGUGUGAAACUUGUCCCCGAUCAGAGGGCAGGGGAGCAGUGGACAUACAGUACUGUAACUGUAAAACAUUUCAGGCCUGCUUUGUCAACUCAAACUAGGAAUGGCCCUAUGGUAAUGUGCACCGUCGGCUGUGGAAGCCAUCUAUGCCGCUGUCGUCCUGCCGUGCCUUUGUGAGUCCUGACGGGCCGAGACCUACCACCAUGGCCUCAGCGUUACCCCGCUGCACAUCUGUCAGACUCCCCGCUCUGGCCACUGUCGUCCUGCUCCUGUUGUCGGCGACCACUGUACAGUCCUCCCAAGGCGACAAGGAGCCGGUAUACCGAGACUGCGUGAAGCAAUGUGUCCGGACCAACUGCACCGGAGCUCGGCUACGGGGCUUCCAGUCUACCCAGCCGCAGUACAUGGCGCUGACAGGUUGGACAUGUCGUGACGACUGUCGCUAUCAAUGCAUGUGGACCACCGUGGGCCUUUACCAGGCUGAGGGGUACAGGGUCCCGCAGUUCCACGGCAAGUGGCCAUUUGCACGCUUCCUGUGUUUCGAGGAACCGGCGUCUGCCCUGGCCUCUCUGCUUAAUGGCCUGGCUUGCCUUCUUAUGCUGCUGCGCUAUCGGAGCACGGUGCCACGCCAGAGCCCCAUGUACCACACCAUCAACGCCUUCUCUCUGGUAUCUCUUAACGCCUGGCUGUGGUCCACAGUGUUUCACACCCGAGACACCUAUCUCACUGAGAAAAUGGACUAUUUCUGUGCAACAGCAGUCAUUCUUUACUCAAUCUACCUAUGCUGUGUGAGAACACUGGGUCUGAGGCAACCUGGGGUUUCCAGCAUGGUGGGAGCCCUGCUCAUCUUGGCCUUCACCUCGCAUGUGUCCUACUUGACCUUCGUCAGCUUCGACUACGGCUACAACAUGGCUGCAAACGCCACCAUCGGUAUGGUGAACCUCCUGUGGUGGCUGUGUUGGUGCUGGCAGAACCGGCGGACCCUGCCGUACUGGUGGAAGUGCGGCCUGGUGGUGCUGCUGCUUCACGGUCUGGCCCUGCUGGAGCUGCUGGACUUCCCCCCGCUGCUCUGGGUGUUAGAUGCUCAUGCUGUGUGGCACCUCAGCACGAUCCCAGUGCACUUCCUUUUCUACAGUUUCCUGAUAGACGACAGCCUCUACUUACUAAACACAGAGAAGAUGGGUGUCAAAGUCGAGUAGGAGGUGCUCAUCGCCUCUUCACCACGCCUGCACCCUUGCACCCCUCCAAUCAGGGCAGCUGGACACCCAAACACGGAAGUAGCUCAGCCUCCCAGAUGACAUGCAUGACACCACUAUGACUUCCAUCAAAGCCACCUUUGUUUACAUUCUUCCAGUUUAAAUUUCUUGUAUUUCAUUUUUUCUUUUUUUAAAAAUGAGAAUUAUCACCAUUGAUGCUUGUUCUACUUAACUUUGCCUUGUGCUGACGUGUGCGCUACAAGUCUUUUGUCAUCUGUCAUAACUGCAAAACAGCACGAAGGAAAAAGUUUUGUCUUCUGCCACAGCAGAACCAGUUUUUGACGCUUUCGACUACAAUGACUCGGGUGCACAUCCUGCUUCCUUUUGACUCCUGAAAUUGAUCCCCCGAGCCCAUGCUUUAACGUAACUGCUCUUGGAAGUGCAGCACGCUUAGCUCUGCACAAAUGGCAGUUUGCCGUGGCUGACAAUAGAUGGCACCAAAUCACUUGCCAGGCCAUCAUUAACCUACUGUAUGUGGUACAGCAUGUGUCAGGGUUCAUCUGUGCCAAAAGUGGACUGGCGGACACAGAGAGGUGCCCCUUGUGAAAAGGGAGGGGGCUGCCAGCGGAUUGAUCUAGAGAGAGGAGGAAGGGGGUUUAUGUUUGGAGGCCAUUCUAGCUGACUGUGUUUUUUUUUUCUCUUUUCUCACCAUCACACCUUUAUUUUUGUGCCUCUGUUGUUUCCAUUGCUGCUUUUCUUUCUUAUGUUCUUCAUUAUCAUUUUAGAUUUUUUAUUUUCAUUUUCAUCAGUUGCCUUAGUUGUUUUAAUUCCAUUGUUGUUGACCAGUUUGUGCUUUAUCUUGUUUUACUUUGAUUAUUGGAUUUUUAAUUUGGGUGGGGAUAUUCCCGAUGAUCAUAAAAUGGAAAUAUUAUUUUAAUUCACCUGGAUUGCCUUUAAGCGCGAGGGAAAGGGAAGAGAAAAAUGGUUGAGGUAGGAAUUAAAACCAUAAAGAGUUUUCUAAUAAAUUCUGGGGUUAGAGGGUGUGUGUGUGUGUGAGAAUGAAUGUCUAGGUGUUCGCUUGACACCCAGUAUUUGGAUUUGGUUGCAUUUCUUGCUGCAAUGUUCCCCAGAAUGACACACACACACACACACGCACAGCCAACUGCUUUACAGAUACCUGCCCCAUCAUAUAAAAUACUCCAUUUCCCUCCAUGUCUGCCUUACACAGUGUAUCAGAACCUGCUAGCCAAUGAGCAUGUUUCUUCUUUUUUGUAUCAAAUAAUUUUGUUUUUCCCUCUGAGCAAAACUCUUGAACUCAUACCAUGUAUGUCUUCACCCCUCAGAGUUUCCCUUCCAUAUGUGCACUUUAUGGGCGUGUGUGUACAUUUACGUGCGUUUUUGUUUGAAAUUCUGCCCAUGCCUUUGUAUUUCUGUGUGAGAAUGUGAACAAUGGCCAGUAUGUGUGUACACGUUGCCUUGACUCGACAUUGUGUUGUUUUUGCCAUCAUAAACUGAAUCACUGUGUGUGUGUGUGCGUGUGUAUGUGUGUGCGUGUGUGUGUGAGAGCUAGAUUGUGUGUGAUCCUUUUGUAAAAAAUACUGAUGUGUGCGUGUGUGUGUGUGUAUGUAUAUGUUGAAGGUUUGCUGCCUGAAUGCGUGUGAGACAACGGGUAAAUUUAGCUUUGCUGACAGCCUGUGAUGGGGGUGGGGGAAGACAGAGGACAAAACACAUGGAGAGGUUGUCAUUGGUCCGGGUGGCAAAAAGAUUCCUCAAAUCAUGCUAGAGAUAUUGGCCUCAUGAGAUAAGAAAAAAAAUUAAUAGUACAUAUUUUAUUUGAUUGGCAAAAAGUGUUUAUAUUAGUUAAUGGUUAAUAUUGGUUAAUAUUUAUUAACCACUGACAUUCAUGAAAUGGUGUUUGAGGCCCAGCUGUGACAAACAUCUAAAAAGCAAAAACAAGAAAUGACCAUUUGAACAGAAUGUCAUGUCAAUACAUCACAAAAUCAUAACUUAUUCAAAACUGCAAAUGCUUUGUCUACUGUUGAGAAAAUAAUUUGCCAAAUCAUUACAUUGGUAUCUGUUCCAAGAGGAAUUAGCAUUAAACAAACUCUGGUUUUUGCUCUGUAAAUCA
This is a messenger RNA of Seriola aureovittata, 3345 nucleotides long. RefSeq names its product post-GPI attachment to proteins phospholipase 3 (gene pgap3). The record is from RefSeq and is a predicted model, not a curated record. Gene Ontology annotation, cellular component: endoplasmic reticulum membrane. Bases 168 to 1220 code for a protein of 350 amino acids. Gene Ontology annotation, molecular function: hydrolase activity, acting on ester bonds. The transcript is spliced from 8 exons. Gene Ontology annotation, biological process: GPI anchor biosynthetic process. NCBI's taxonomy places the organism in Eukaryota, Metazoa, Chordata, Actinopteri, Carangiformes, Carangidae.